AUGGUCUUGGUUGGGGUAUAUAAUAAAAUAAAUUUAUUUCUGUGCAUAGUUGCGAAAAUCAUGAAAAAGAUACGAAACGAUCCCAAUCUGCGUGGAUUAGAGGCAGAAAACAAACUAAAAAAACAAUGCGAUAAAAGGGGCGAGGCAGGAUGCCUGGUUGAGACAAGAGACAAUCCUCACUAUAAUAGGGACCAGAUAAUUCAGUUUACCACUGCUAAAGGAGGACCAAGAGGAGGAGAAAUCGACGAAUAA
This is a messenger RNA of Debaryomyces hansenii CBS767, 252 nucleotides long. RefSeq names its product DEHA2F12672p. The transcript has a single exon. NCBI's taxonomy places the organism in Eukaryota, Fungi, Ascomycota, Pichiomycetes, Serinales, Debaryomycetaceae. The record is from RefSeq and is a predicted model, not a curated record. The coding region runs from base 1 to 252 and encodes 83 amino acids.